This is a messenger RNA of Coffea eugenioides, 948 nucleotides long. Its product is annotated as 17.4 kDa class I heat shock protein-like. The record is from RefSeq and is a predicted model, not a curated record. The transcript has a single exon. Bases 70 to 729 code for a protein of 219 amino acids. NCBI's taxonomy places the organism in Eukaryota, Viridiplantae, Streptophyta, Magnoliopsida, Gentianales, Rubiaceae. Gene Ontology annotation, biological process: response to salt stress; response to hydrogen peroxide; protein complex oligomerization.
AUGAGAAUACCAGAACCAUCUUCAUCUCAAUUUUUUUAAUCGGAUUUCUCAUUUUGGCGCUUUCCAUUAAUGAUUACACUAGUCAUGUUCAUACUCUGGACAUCUCUUCUGUCUGACUAUAAAUAUCAAAGCUUGAACCCUCCAUUUUCAUCAACCAGCAACAGAAAGCGAUAUCAGUUCCUUCCUGUGCAACUUAUACUUGCGUUUGAAUUAAGUCUUCUUGGUCAUAUACUGCAUACAACAAAGAUGUCCCUGAUUCCAAGUUUCUUCGGAGGCCGAAAAACCAAUGUGUUUGAUCCCUUCUCCCUCGAUAUAUGGGAUCCAUUUGACGGAUUCUUCGUCACCUCUCCUAGUGUAGCCAAUUGGCCUUCAUCAGCUCGUGAAACCGCCGCAUUUGCCACUGCAAGGAUUGACUGGAAAGAGACCCCAGAAGCCCAUGUAUUCAAGGCUGAUGUUCCAGGGCUGAAAAAGGAGGAAUUGAAAGUUGAGGUCGAGGAGGGAAGGAUUCUCCAGAUCAGCGGAGAGAGGAGCAAGGAGCAAGAGGAGAAGAACGACAAGUGGUACCGUUCGGAGAGAAGCAGCGGCAAGUUCCUCCGCCGGUUCCGUUUACCGGAAAAUGCUAAGGUGGAGGAGGUAAAAGCCAGCUUGGAAGAUGGAGUUCUGACUGUGACCGUGCCUAAAGUGGAGGAGAAGAAGCCAGAGGUCAAGUCCAUUGAGAUCUCUGCUUGAUUUCUUCUGCUCAAUUACUCCUCCCUCGUAUGCAAAUGCAACUGCUCCUGAUAAACAAAUCAUAUCCACAAUGUUGAACUUGAGACUUUCUUUAUGCUAUGAUCUUCUCCUACUUGUGUUGUAAUCUCCCAUUGAAAAUAAAAGGGUCAUGUGUCCUCUAUCAACUGCGUAUUGUUCUAAGUUGUUUGUGAGUUUGAAAUGAAUGCGUGGAUUGAAGCC